Adineta steineri is the source of this 1764-nucleotide messenger RNA. Lineage: Eukaryota; Metazoa; Rotifera; Eurotatoria; Adinetida; Adinetidae. The record is from the annotation of a GenBank genome assembly.
AUGAAUCAAAUCAUACGAGAUUUACGUUUUAAUCGAUUUUAUUAUCAACCUGCAAUAUGUCCGCAAGAUAAGAUCGGUACUGAUGUACAAACUACUUUGAUUGAAAAUUUAUCUAAUGAAAUAUUUUAUAUGAUAUUCGAUUAUCUUGAUGGUUGUCACGUCUAUCAUGCAUUUUUAAAUCUUAAUGAACGUUUUCAACAACUCGUUAAAUCUUCAUGUUGUCUACUUAAAAUUAGAUUUCGUUUAGCAUUGUCAAAAAAAAAACAUACGAAUAAAUGGAAACAAUAUAUAGUUUUAAAUAAACAACAAAUAUUUUCGAUUCAUAUGUGGCCUCCAUCACGUACAGAUCAACUUUGUGCAGAAUUUACUAUCAACUCAACAUUUUCUCGUCUCGAAUCACUUGUUCUUGGAGGAAUGCCUUCAGACCAAAUUAUAUCACUUCUUAUCGAGUUACCUUGUCUACCACGUCUUUUUUCAUUAACUAUCCGCGAUAUAAAGGAUCGUUUGAAAGAUCUAACGAAUAUUUAUCAAAUGGUUUUCACUUUACCUUUAUUGAAAUAUUUUAAAUACACAACAAAUGAUGUAGAUACAUCAACUUCAUUGUCACCGGCUACACAUAAACAAUUUAGUACUAUUGAACAUAUGGUUAUGAGCCAUUGUUGUACUUUCGAACAACUUUCGAAUAUCGUAUCUUAUACACCCCAACUUCGUCGAUUAUAUUUUUCACAUGCAUACGAAAUUGAUCUGAGUUAUGAAACCACAUUACCUGUAACAUUACUAAAUUUGACAUAUUUACGUAUACGUAUUCGUCAUCUAUUAUUUAAUGCAUUUGAAGCAUUUAUUAGAGGAAUGGAUUCCAAAUUAAAAGUUUUAUAUGUUUGUGUGGGUUAUGAAGAUAGUUCUUAUCUUGAUAGUGAUCGAUGGGAAGAAUUAAUUAUAAAAUAUUUACCUCACUUGGAAAAAUUUUCCUUAGUAAUUCAUGAAUAUCAGGGACGUGUUUUAAAUCCGUCUCCAUAUAUAGAAGAACCAAUUCAAUUCAAUUCAUCAUUUUGGAUCGAGCGACAAACGACAGUUAAUACUGAAAACGAUGAAGGAUUAAUUAAGUAUUCAAUUCAACCACUGAAAAAACGAUGGUAUGAAGAUACACAAGAUAAAAUUAUUAAUUCGUUUGUUAAACAUUCUCAAUCUAAUCAAUUCAUUCUCGAUCUAUAUACUAUUCCUGGUAGAGACAAUUAUGAAGAACUAAUCGAGACAAUCAAUUAUAUUUUAUUUGUUUCGCUAUUUUAUCAUCUUGAAAUUCCCUAUGAUACGAUUUUUACUGGUUUAUUAAUUCAAAUACUUGAUGUAUUACCUCAACUCAUAUCACUAAAACUUCUUUCUUUAUCAUUCAAUAAACCAAGAAAAUUAUCUUUACAAGAAAUUGAUAUUCUUUCUUCAAGAAAAAAUACAAGUCAAAUUAAAUAUGUUUAUUUGAAGAAGAUGAUUACAAUUGAAGAUAUUGAUUUUCUUAUGAAACUUUGUCCUUCGAUGGUAUAUCUCAGAAUAGAUUAUGCAUAUAAGAACAAUGCUGAAAGUUUUGUACGAAAUAUUUUGAAGAAAAUUGAUUGUAAAUUAAAUGAACAUCUUCAUGUAUUGUGUUUUCAUAUUCCAAGAGCUGAUAAUGAAAUGAUAAAAAAAUUCGAAAACAUGAUUGAUUCGGAAAAAUUACUUAUUAAUUACACAAUUCAACGUGCCGGUGAAAAUAUUUAUUUACAAUGGAAAUGA